UGUAUAACAUCAGUUGUAUCAAAAGUUUCAGUGACAUACACAACACAUUACAAACAAUGAAGGUAUUUGUGGUUUUGGCUUGCUUUGCUGCUUUCACCAACGCCGGUGUAAUCUUUGGUCAUCACGAUAAUGGAGAAUGGCACGGAGAAGGUAUUUUGGAAAGCUUAGACCAUGGAGCCCAUUAUGGUGGUUUGAUAGCUCCACUUGCCCAUGGUGCAGUUUACGGACACCACGCCGAUGAUGGACAAUGGCACGGAGAGGGUCUUUUGGAAAGCCAAGACCAUGAAGGUCACCACGAUGUUCAUGUCGCUCAUCACGCUGUUCACGCUGUAGCUUAUCCCCAUCCAGUUCCAGUACCUGUUCCCGUGCCAGUUGCACACCCUGUUCCCGUGCCAGUGCCACAUCACGUCCCAGUACCAGUACACCACCCCGUUCAUGUACCAGUCGUUCAUGUAGCCCAUCAUGAUCAUCAUGGUCAUCAUGGAUUCGCUGCAUCAAUCGCUGGACCUGCCGGACAUGUCGCUACUCACAGUUAAAUUUCAAAUUGUGUUGGUUCUUGAUAAUGUGAUUUUUAAUAAAGUAUUUUUUUCAUGUA
This is a messenger RNA of Agrilus planipennis (emerald ash borer), 595 nucleotides long. RefSeq lists its product as uncharacterized. The transcript has 2 exons. The record is from RefSeq and is a predicted model, not a curated record. Bases 57 to 536 code for a protein of 159 amino acids. NCBI's taxonomy places the organism in Eukaryota, Metazoa, Arthropoda, Insecta, Coleoptera, Buprestidae.